AGAAAAAGUAAAAACCUUGUUAUUUUCGACCUGGGUAAAGGCUUUUGUAAGCUGUAGAAGAAACGUUAAUGGUGUUGAGGAACCCUGCGUUGACAGCAUCGUUGUUAGUGGUCACCACAAGGAGGCUCUACCUCCGCCAUCUUUCUACAUCUACAUUCAUGGCGUCUACAGUUGUGGAUCGCAGUUUGCUGGUUUUAUGUGGCAAAUCAGUGUUUGAGAAUGAAAGUGCUAAAGCUAUUAAGACCAAUAACACACUCAAGCUCCCUAACAACGGAGAAUUCUCCCUUGUUUUGCAUUCGGAGCUGGAUCAAACUGUUAUGCAAGGGUCUUUCCAAGUUCAUUCUUUUAUGGAUUCUCUUUCCACCAGUCAAUUUGGAAGGCUUCUCAUAUGGUCUCCACGGUUAACUUCAACGCAUGAUGUUGUUUCACACAACUUUUGUGAACUUCCCAUUGGUACUGUUUGUGUUGCUGAUGCUCAGACCAAGGGACGAGGUCGGUCAAAGAAUGUAUGGGAGUCUCCGUUAGGAUGCCUCAUGUUUUCUUUUACUCUGCAAAUGGAGGAUGGACGAAUCGUUCCUUUAGUUCAGUACGUGGUUUCCUUGGCUAUCACAGAAGCAAUCAAGGAUAUCUGUGACAAAAAUGGAUUACCCUGUAUAGAUGUUAGAAUCAAGUGGCCAAAUGAUCUUUACUUAAAUGGCUCUAAAGUCGGAGGCAUUCUUUGCACCUCAACCUAUAAAUCAAAGAAGUUCAAUGUUAGUGCAGGAAUAGGCCUGAAUGUCAAUAAUGAGAAGCCAACUACAUCCUUAAACACAAUUCUGAGAGAGUUAUCUAUGGGAGCUUACCAAUUUCAAAGGGAAGACGUUCUGGCUGCCUUUUUUAACAAAUUUGAGAAAUUUUAUGGUUUAUUUGUGAAUCAAGGAUUUCAAACACUAGAGGAGCUAUAUUGUAAGACAUGGUUGCACAGUGGACAGAGAGUUAUUGUACAGGAAAAGAAUGAUGACAAAAUGAUUGAACAUGUGGUUACUAUUCAGGGUUUGACAUCCUCUGGAUAUUUGUUGGCUGUCGGUGAUGAUAAUCAAAUGUGUGAGCUCCACCCUGAUGGUAAUAGCUUUGACUUUUUCAAAGGACUGGUCCGAAGGAAACUGGACUGAAGCAGAUUCCUUUACCCUUGUUGGAUCCAAGUUGGAAUGGCCAUUUAUCCACACUUAUUUCAAUGCUAUUAGUUUAAAUUUUUUCAUUAAAUUCACGUUUAGAGAUUUUUUUAAUGUGUUUCUAAACACAAACUAACUUUUAACAAACUUUGUAUAUAUUUUCAAGGUUUUGACUUCAAAGCUAAAUUUUAUCCAAUAAAUCAAAUAUGUU
Messenger RNA from Abrus precatorius (Indian licorice), 1362 nucleotides. RefSeq names its product biotin--protein ligase 2-like. Lineage: Eukaryota; Viridiplantae; Streptophyta; Magnoliopsida; Fabales; Fabaceae. Gene Ontology annotation, molecular function: biotin--[biotin carboxyl-carrier protein] ligase activity. Gene Ontology annotation, biological process: protein modification process. Gene Ontology annotation, cellular component: cytoplasm. The transcript is spliced from 10 exons. The coding region runs from base 69 to 1151 and encodes 360 amino acids. The record is from RefSeq and is a predicted model, not a curated record.